Messenger RNA from Eimeria tenella, 681 nucleotides. RefSeq lists its product as uncharacterized. The coding region runs from base 1 to 681 and encodes 226 amino acids. The record is from RefSeq and is a predicted model, not a curated record. The transcript is spliced from 5 exons. Lineage: Eukaryota; Apicomplexa; Conoidasida; Eucoccidiorida; Eimeriidae.
AUGCAGCGCGCGCUGCACCCAGCUUCGGUGUACGUACACCCCAGUGACCGCCGCGGUUCUUUGCUGUUUGCUGCUGCUGCUCGCAUGCGCCUUUCGCUGCAGCAGGGAAAUUUGGCAGAGACCAAAUUGCUGCUGAGGUUCUUCUUCGGACUCGCCAGCAGCCACGUCCUCAAGCUCGCGCCGGUGAUCGCCGUGGUGAAGCAUUUGCUGCAGAUGGCCAACGAUCUUCCCCAAACCACUGCGGAGCACGUGGCCCACACAGCAAUGAGUUCCUUGCCUUGGCUAAGUGUGAAGAUGUACGAGGCCCACCACGCAGCUUUAGUCGAAGUUUUGGAUUGUCCAAACACGAGUCCCGACGAAGAGACUUCGUUGCUGCUGGCGGCCUCGCAGCCUUUUGUGGGGCCCCUGGCGUGGGGGGGCCCCCUGGGGGGGGGCCCCCCGGCCCCUGUUGGACUUGUGGAGUUUUCUUUGCUGCGGCAAAUGCUGAAGUUCUCAUUUAGAGGAGAAGAGGAAAAGAAAGAAAGUGCAGUUGGGGUGUACAGACUGCUGGUGUCUCUUGUGGGGCGCCACAAAAGCAAAGGGCCUCUUGUGCCUCCGCAGAAGUUUCAAGUUGAAGAAAAUUCGGAAGAAAGUGAGACACUAAAAAGAAACUUGUGGCGUUUGGCCCUUGGUCUUGGCUAA